AUGACUACCGCCCUCGACCACCUCUACAUUGGCGGCCGCAUCAACUGGCUGGCCCAGUUGAACACGGCUGCCCAGCCUGACAAGAACUACCGCCGUUCUUCCAUCAUCUGCACCAUUGGUCCCAAGACCAACUCGGUCGAGGCCAUGAACAACCUGCGCAAGGCCGGCAUGAACGUUGUCCGCAUGAACUUCUCGCACGGAAGCUACGAGUACCACCAGUCCGUUAUCGACAAUGCGCGUGAGGCCGAGAAGCAGAUGACCGGCCGUCAGCUCGCCAUUGCCCUCGACACCAAGGGCCCCGAGAUCCGAACCGGCAACACCAAGAACGAUGAGGACCUGCCCAUUUCGGCCGGUAAGGAGCUGAACAUUACCACUGAUGAGCAGUACGCCACCAGCUGUGACACGGAAAAUCUCUACGUCGACUACAAGAACAUCACCAAGGUAAUCGAGAAGGGACGCAUUAUAUACGUCGACGACGGUGUCUUGGCUUUUGAGGUUCUCGAUGUGGUUGAUGAGAAGACCGUACGCGUCCGUGCUCGUAACAACGGCUUCAUCUGCUCCAAGAAGGGUGUCAACCUGCCCAACACCGACGUUGACCUGCCUGCCCUUUCCGAGAAGGACAAGGCCGACUUGAGGUUUGGUGUCAAGAACAACGUCGACAUGGUCUUUGCCUCGUUCAUCCGCCGUGGACAGGACAUCAAGGACAUCCGCGCGGUUCUCGGUGAGGACGGCGCCCACAUCCAGAUCAUUGCCAAGAUUGAGAACCGUCAAGGCCUGAACAACUUCCCUGAGAUUCUCAAGGAGACCGAUGGUGUCAUGGUUGCCCGUGGUGAUCUGGGUAUUGAGAUCCCCGCCGCCGAGGUUUUCGCGGCCCAGAAGAAGAUGAUUGCUCUUUGCAACAUGGCCGGCAAGCCCGUCAUCUGCGCUACUCAGAUGCUCGAGUCCAUGAUCAAGAACCCUCGCCCCACCCGUGCCGAGAUCAGCGACGUUGGCAACGCCGUCACCGACGGCUCGGACUGUGUCAUGCUUUCUGGUGAGACGGCCAAGGGUAGCUACCCCUGUGAGGCCGUCAGGGAGAUGAGCGAUGCUUGUCUCAAGGCUGAGAACACGAUUCCGUACGUCAGCCACUUUGAGGAGAUGUGCGGCGCUGUCCACCGCCCCGUCAGCAUUGUCGAGUCAUGCGCCAUGGCUGCUGUUCGUGCCUCGCUUGACAUCAACGCUGGCGGCAUCAUCGUCCUCUCCACCUCCGGCGUGUCGGCACGUCUCCUGUCCAAGUACCGCCCGGUCUGCCCCAUUUUCAUGGUCACCCGCAACCCCUCGGCAUCAAGGUACAGCCACUUGUACCGUGGCGUCUACCCGUUCCUGUUCCCCGAAGCCAAACCCGACUUCUCCAAGGUCAACUGGCAGGAGGAUGUCGACCGCCGCAUCAAGUGGGGUGUCAAGCAUGCCCUUGAGCUUGGCGUUCUCGAGAAGAAUGACCCAAUUGUCGUCGUCCAGGGCUGGAAGGGCGGCAUGGGCAACACCAACACCAUCCGUGUGCUCAAGGCCGAUACCGACAGCCUUGGAAUUGGCCAGGCUGACCUUUAA
Molecule: messenger RNA, 1587 nt
Organism: Pyricularia pennisetigena
Lineage: Eukaryota; Fungi; Ascomycota; Sordariomycetes; Magnaporthales; Pyriculariaceae
Exons: 2
Coding region: 1-1587 (528 amino acids)
Biological process (GO): glycolytic process
Cellular component (GO): cytoplasm
Molecular function (GO): pyruvate kinase activity; potassium ion binding; magnesium ion binding
Source: RefSeq, a predicted model, not a curated record